CACAUCCGUGUGUUUACAGUCCUGACAGAAACGAUUAAUAGGAAAAAUAAGAAUAGCAAAAUAUAAAUCUUCACAAAUGAUAUUAAGAACGAUGUGCUAAGGGCAACAGUAAGAUUUUUGUGUGUAAAAUAAAGUAGCUAUUUGUUUUUAGAUCGUUUGCUUGUUAAGAUUUGACAUUUUCUCCUCACGGAAUAAUCCAUUUUAUGUUUGUUUUUGAAAUGUCAAAUCGGGAUACGAAGAAGAGCAUUUAAAGUCAUUUGAGUGAAAUGUGAGUGAUGGACGCUUCGUGUAUUAGCAGCUUCUCUUCAUUUAUGUGUGAGAGGAAGCAGCAGCUGCUCGACACGAGACACGGAUACACUCGCUAGCUUUGUCAAACCUUUACUCUAUGAAUCCUAAAAACAUUUCAACAUGUCUACAAAAGCAGAGCAAUUUGGCUCUAAGAUUCGAUACUUGCAAGAGUAUCACAACCGUGUGCUUCACAAUAUUUACCCAGUGCCAUCCGGAACAGACAUUGCAAAUACUCUGAAAUACUUUUCCCAAACUUUGCUCAGCAUCCUGUCCCGUACAGGCAGGAAGGAGAGCCAGGAAGCUUCCAAUUUGGCCGUGCCCAUGACCAUGUGUCUUUUUCCUGUGCCAUUCCCACUCACCCCAUCUCUAAGACCACAAGUCAGUUCCAUCAACCCUACAGUUACUCGAUCCCUCCUUUACAGCGUUCUGCGGGACGCCCCGGCCGACCGGGGUGGUGCCACCCAGCAGAGUCGGGAGGUUCAGCUCUCAGAUUACCCCUCAUUGGAGUAUCAGGGUCUCUAUGCCACUCUCGUCACCUUGCUUGACCUGGUGCCCCUGCUGCAGCACGGUCAACACGAUCUGGGACAGGCCAUAUUUUACACUACAACCUGUCUUCUGCCUUUCCUCAGUGAUGAUAUUCUCAGUACUUUACCCUACACCAUGAUCUCCACUUUAGCCACCUUCCCUCCGUUCCUGCACAAAGACAUAAUCGAGUACCUGAGCACCUCCUUCCUCCCCAUGGCCAUAUUGGGUUCAACUCGAAGAGACGGUGGAGUUCCAGCAUAUGUCAAUCUGUCUGCCUCAUCCAUGUUGAUGAUUGCCAUGCAGUACACUUCUAAUCCAGUAUACCACUGUCAGCUUUUGGAGUGUCUUAUGAAGUACAAACAGGAAGUAUGGAAGGAUCUACUGUAUGUCAUAUCUUAUGGUCCAUCCCAAGUCAAACCUCCGGCUGUUCAAAUGCUCUUCCAUUAUUGGCCUAACCUCAAGCCUCCAGGUGCCAUCAGUGAGUACAGAGGACUGCAGUACACAGCCUGGAACCCCAUUCACUGUCAACACAUCGAGUGCCAGAAUUCGAUUAACAAGCCUGCAGUGAAGAUGUGUAUUGAUCCAACGCUUUCGGUUGCUCUGGGUGACAAACCACCUCCUUUAUACAUCUGUGAGGAGUGCAGUCAGAGGAUUGCUGGUGAUCAUGCUGAGUGGCUAGUUGAUGUCCUUUUGCCACAAGCUGAAAUUUCUGCUAUAUGUCAGAAGAAGAAUUGCAGCUCUCAUGUCCGACGGGCAGUUGUCACCUGCUUUUCAGCUGGCUGCUGUGGCCGCCAUGGUAACCGGCCUGUGCGCUAUUGCAAGCGUUGCCACGUCAACCACCACAGCAGUGAGGUGGGGGCAUCAGCAGAGACUCAUCUGUACCAGACGUCCCCCCCGCCCAUCAACACACGCGAGUGCGGAGCAGAGGAGCUGGUGUGCACUGUGGAGGCUGUGAUCAGUCUGUUAAAAGAGGCCGAGAUUCAUGCGGAACAGAGAGAGUUUGAACUGAACCGACGGCGUCAGAUGGGUCUGUCUACAUCCCAUCAUUCCUUAGACAACCUGGAGUUUGACAACAAAGAAGAUGACCAACAUGACCAGAGAUUACUCAGCCAGUUCGGCAUCUGGUUUCUGGUGAGUCUGUGCACACCCAGUGAAAACACACCAACUGAGAGCCUGGCACGAUUGGUCAGUAUGGUCUUUCAGUGGUUUCACUCCACGGCCUACAUGAUGGACGACGAGGUGGGCAGCCUGGUGGAAAAGCUCAAACCUCAGUUUGUCACGAAGUGGUUGAAGACGGUUUGUGACGUGCGCUUUGACGUCAUGGUCAUGUGCCUACUGCCCAAACCAGUUGAGUUCGCCCGGGUGGGUGGUUACUGGGAUAAAUCCUGCAGCACAGUGACACAACUCAAGGAAGGACUGAAUCGCAUCCUCUGCUUGAUUCCUUAUAACGUCAUCAGUCAGCCGCUGUGGGAAUGUUUCAUGCCCGAGUGGUUGGAGGCCAUCCGCACUGAAGUUCCCGACCAUCAGCUGAAGGAGUUUCGUGAGGUUCUCAGUAAGAUGUUUGACAUUGAAUUGUGUCCGCUGCCGUUUUCCAUGGAGGAGAUGUUUGGAUUUAUCAGCUGUAGAUUCACUGGAUAUCCAGCAUCCGUACAGGAGCAAGCUCUGCUGUGGCUUCAUGUCCUGUCGCAGCUGGAUAUUGUGGUUCCUCUACAGCUACUCAUUGGCAUGUUUUCUGAUGGUGUAAACUCGCUAAAAGAACUGGCCAAUCAGAGGAAGAUGAGGGCUGCAGACUUGUCUGGAAAUGCAGGACCCAGGAGGGUGAGUGUUGUGUCAGACCCCGGCAGAAGAGGGCAGCACAAUAACCUGAGUCCAUUUCCCAGUCCGUUCCGCAGUCCUCUGCACUGCAGCCCCUUUAAGAACCUCGGGCACGCCGCAGGCAACUGCGCUCUGGAUCUCGAUUGUGAUGAUGACGAUAUAAACCUGGGCUGCUUCAUUCUGAUGUUUGACCUCAUUCUUAAACAGAUGGAGCUCCACGAUGAUGUCGUGUUGCUGGGUUUGGAGAGCAGUCUUGGACGGGAUAUUGUGGCCAUAAUAAACAGUGUGUUGCAAGCACCGUGGGGAGGUUCACACACCUGUCAGAAAGACGAGAAGCCAAUGGAGUGCAACCUGUGCCAGUCAAGUAUCCUGUGCUACCAGCUGGCGUGUGAUCUGCUGGAGAGAUUGACACCACGUGAAGAGAUAAGGCUGGUGGAGCCAUCAGAGUGUUUGGAGGACAGUUUAAUUUUUCCUCAGGCAGAAUUCACUGUCAAAUCAGAGAACGGAGCGGACGAAGGAGACGCAGAAAACCCUGACAGCUCCAAUCCCUCACCUGAAAUCCACCGUAUGUGCUCAGAAAAACAACACAACAGUUGGUUCUCAUCCAGCAGACAAACAACAUUAAAAAAUUGUGUGGACAAGAAGUUCUCCUACCAGCAGCUGCCUGCACACCUGAAGCUUCUUUACACCAUUCUGCAGGAAAUGAAUAAGUUUGAGGAGCCAGACAUUCUGUUCAACAUGCUGAGCUGUCUGAAAAUCCUGUGUUUACAUGGAGAAUCUCUGUAUCAUGCCAGAAAAGAUCACCCACAAUUCCUGGCCUACAUACAGGAGAAAAUGCUCAUUCCCAGCCUGUGGUCCAUGCUGAAGUCUGAGAUUUGUCAGCUGGCGUCUCUGGCUGUUCCUCAGCUCCUUCAUGCUCUUUCUCUCUCUAAUGGUGCUGAUAUUUUCUGGAGGUUGGUGGACAGCAGCUUCAACAGCAAAGACUGGAAGAUUCGCUUUGAAGCAGUGGAGAGGGUGGCAGUACUGUGUCGGUUUCUGGAUAUCGGUUCGGUUACAAAGAGUCACUUGCUUAAAUAUUCUCUGGCCCAUGCAUUCUGCUGCUUUUUGGCCAGCAUUGAGGAUGUGAAUCCCGCAGUUGCCACCAGAGCCCGACUUCUGCUGGAUACCAUCAAACGACCCUCGCUGCAGGUGCUGUGUCUGUGCCUGGAUUUCCAGUUUGACACGGUGGUCAGAGAUCGGCCCAUCAUUCUGAGCAAACUGCUGCUGCUGCAUUCCCUGAAACAGGAGAUUCCCGCUCUGAGCUGGGAAUUCUUCGUCAACCGCUUCGAGACGCUGUCGCUUGAGGCUCAGCUCCACCUGGACUGCAAUAAAGAGUUUCCUUUUCCUACAACCAUCACUGCAGUGAGGACAAAUGUUGCCAACCUGAGCGAUGCCGCCCUGUGGAAGAUCAGACGCGCUCGCUUCGCCCGGAAUCGUCAGAAGAGCGUCCGGUCUUUACGCGACAGUGUCAAGGGUUCGUCAGAGUCCAAGCGGACGUUGUCUCUCCCUGAAACGCUCUGCAAUAAACUGCCUCUGAGAUUCACAAGGCAAGAGCAGUCGGCACCCACACUGGGAAAUAUGCUUGAAAAGGUCCUCGCAGGUGAGAGCACUUCUCCAGGAGACGACUCCAUCAUUAAAGAUCUGAUGCCCGAAGAUGCGGGUAUAGACCACCAGACCGUGCACCAGCUUAUCAUGGUGCUAAUGAAAUUCAUGGCAAAAGACAAAAGCAGCGCAGAGACGGACAUCGGCAGCGCCAAAGCCUUUAACACAGUCAAGCGCCAUCUCUAUGUCCUGCUGGGAUACGACCAACAGAUGGGAUGUUUCAUGAUCACCCCUCAGAAAAUGCGUUCCUCCACCUGCUUCAACGCCUUCAUUGCAGGAAUCGCUCAGGUUAUGGACUACAACAUUGGUCUGGGUAAGCAGCUGUUGCCGCUGGUGGUGCAGGUCCUAAAAUAUUGCACGUGUCCGCAACUCAGGCCGAACUUCCAGGAGCCUCCACGUUGCUCGCUGUGGGCCCUCAAACCUCACAUCAGACAGAUGUGGCUCAAGGCUUUGCUCGUCAUCCUCUAUAAGUAUCCAUAUAGAGAUAUGGACGUGAGUAAGGAUGUGGUGCUUCAUCUCAUCCACAUCACUAUCAACACCUUGAACGCUCAGUACCACAGCUGCAGGUCGCAUGUGUCCGCUGGCCCGCUGUACAGUGACAACUCCAACAUCAGCCGCUAUAGUGAGAAAGAGAAAGAGGAAGACAGCGUGUUUGACGAAUCUGACAUCCAUGACACUCCAACGGGAGCAGCCAAUAAGGAAUCACAGACCUUUUUCGCUCGCCUCAAACGGAUCGGGGGCAGCAAGUCCGUCAAGUAUCAGCCUGUGGAGCUUAACGCUCAGAGGAGUGAGAUUGAGUUAGCCGAAUACAAGGAGGGAGGUACGCUACAGGACGCUCUGCUGUAUCCUGCCAGAGACGACAGCAGCAGCAGCAGCAAGAAAAAGAGACUGCAAGCCAUGCACAAGCAGAAAUCUCUGGACAUCGGAAACACAGACUCAAUCCUCUUCAACCUGGACGAGCAUCGCCGCAAGUCCUGCAUCGACCGCUGUGACAUGCAGGGUCCUGCAGCCGUACAUCCGUCGUCUUCCUCCUCUAUAACCAGACAGCAGCACAGAGCACAGCGCCAUGGGAAAAACUCUUCGAACGGUCACUCGGUUGUCGACCGAAGAGACUCCGCUGCGCCGAAUGACAACGUCAGACCGGUUAUACCAGAGGUGCGUCUGAGCUGUAUGGAGACGUUUGACGAUAAACCCACUGGUCUGCCGGAUUCGCCACUUGACGUGCCGGGCCGACCUCAUCCUGACAAAGAGGAUCCAGAUCUCAUAGACCUGUCGUCAGACUGCACGUCCAUCCCAGAAAAGCAUUCAAUUCUCUCGCUGUCUGAUAGCGACUCUUUGGUUUUCGAGCCUCUGCCUCCUCUGCGCAUAGUCGAGAGCAACGAGGACUUAUUCGAGGCUCUCAAACUCCCCAGCUGUGUGCUCAGCAAACCUGAAGAAUCCAGCACCACCACGGUACACCUGUCUCCGCUCGUUCAAGUUAGCGUAAAGGAUUGCUCCGAGGACGGCGAGAACGUCGGCUGCGCGACCCAAGUCAGACCUCCCACGGUCACGUCGAAAGCGUCUCCGGAUCUCCUCGACUCCACACCUCAUCAAGAGAGCACCAUGACUCUAAAACAAAAGAGAGAUCUUUUCAAAAAGACGUCACGUGUACCGAACGCAUCCUUGGAUGAUUCUUGCGUGCAGCCAAUGGACAACUCUGGGACGAGACCCAUCUUCCUCCACGUCAGUCUGGACGCGCUCGGAUCAUUGGAUCCGUUAACGGUGGAAGAUGCCGGAGGAGGUUUUCGUGCUGGAGAUGAUGACGAGACUGAUGAGAGAGACAGUGACACCAAACCUGACGAUGAGAGCGAUGAGGCGGAAUUUAAGAUCCAGAUUGUGCCACGUCAGCGCAAAGAAAGGAAGAUAGCUGUCAGUGCAAUCCAGAGGGAAUAUCUGGACAUCUCUUUCAACACUCCAGACAAAAUCCGAGAGCCAGCCACUGAAUCGGUUCAGUCAUCAGAUCAGAUAUCUCUGUCGAACCUGGAGAAGCCCCGAGAAUCGGCCUCUGCUCCAGCCCUGGAGGCCACCGUCCCUGAAACCAGCCAUCGCUCUUCAGUGUCCACUCAGUAUCGUCAGGUGAAGCGAGGCUCACUGGGCGCAGUCACUAUGUGUCAGUUAAUGAAGAGACAGUUGGAGCAUCAGUCCAGCGCGCCACAGAACAUCAGCACCUGGGACACGGCAGGUCUUACAAAGACCAGUCUGCUCUCGGCUCCGAGUACCGCCAGCAUGUUCGUUCCUGCGCCCGAAGACUUCGGCGAUGAGCAGCCCAGCACCAUGGCCGACAGGUGUCGGGAUUGCGGGGCGGUUCUAGAGGAGUACGACGAGGAGACUUUAGCUCUGGCUGUGGUGGUUCUGUCCAUGUUCAUCCAUCUGAGUCCUGACCUGGCCGCUCCGCUGCUGUUGGAGAUCAUGCAAUCUGUAGGCAGGUUGGCCUCAAGCUCCAACUUUACAGGCCAGGCUGAAAGCAUGCUGAUACCUGGUAAUGUCGCUGGUGUGGCCAAGCAAUUCCUGCGCUGUGUUUUGCACCAGCUCGCUCCUAACGGCAUCCUGCCACAACUUUUCCAGAGCAACAUUAAAGAUGGAAGUUUUCUACGCACGUUGGCCACAUCACUUAUAGAUUUCAAUGAGCUGAGCUCUAUAGCAGCGCUGAAUCAACUCCUGGAGGGGUUGAACGCUAAGAAGACUUUACCAGCAGGAGGAACAAUACUGCACUGUCUUGACAACAUCGCCACCUUUAUGGAGACUCUUCCCAUGGAUUCCCCCAGUAACCUCUGGACAACCAUCUCCAAUCAGUUUCAGACGUUUUUAACUAAACUACCUGCUGUUCUGCCACUCAAGUGCCCGUUGGACUCGAGUCUGAGAAUCAUUAUUUGCCUGCUAAAGAUUCCCAUCACAAAUGCAUCAAGAAGUCUGUUGGAGCCCUUCUCUAAACUCAUGAGUUUUGUCAUCCAGUAUGGGGUUUUUAAUCUUUCUUAUGUCGUAGAGAUCUGCGGUUUAUGCUACAAAACCUUCAGCAAGGAAAGAGACAAAUACUACAUGUCACGUGUUGUAGUUCUGGAGUUACUUCAAGCUCUAAAAUUCAAGUCGUCUGUUCCUGACACAAACCUGCUGCUGCUGGUCCAGUUUGUCUGUUCAGAUAUCGGUACGCGGUUGGCUGAAUCCACUAUUCUUCAGAAGCACAUGAUAGCUGCUUUGCCUGGGUGUACAACUGCGGCGAUGGAGUGUUUAAGACAAUAUCUCAGUGAGAUCUUAGACUUCAUAGCAGACAUGCACACGCUCACCAAAUUAAAGAGUCACAUGAAGGCGUGCUGUCAGCCACUGCAUGAAGACACAUUUGGUGGGAAUCUGAAGGUCGGUCUGGCUCAGCUGGCAGCCAUGGAGAUCAGCAAAGGCAACCACAGAGACAACAAAGCGGUUAUUCGCUACUUGCCGUGGCUUUACCAUCCUCCUUCUGCUAUGCAACAGGGACCUAAAGAGUUCAUUGAAUGUGUGUCACACGUUCGACAGCUGUCAUGGCUUCUUUUGGGCUCUCUUACCCACAGUGCUUUGCAUCAGGGCUCAACGCCCUGCAUGCCCAUUCCACUGGAUGCUGGAUCUCACAUUGCUGAUCAUCUCAUCGUCAUCCUCAUAGGAUUUCCUGAGCAAUCCAAGACAUCGGUUCUCCACAUGUGCUCGCUGUUUCACGCCUUCAUGUUCGCUCAGCUGUGGACCAUCUACUGUGAGCAGGCCUCAGCCGCCCCGACCAAUCAGAACCAGAACGAGUUCUCGUCCGGCGCCAUCCUUACGGGUUUGGAGUUCUGGAGUCGUGUAACUCCCAGCAUCCUCCAACUGAUGGCCCACAACAAAGUGAUGGUUGAGAUGGUGUGUUUGCAUGUCAUCAGCUUAAUGGAAGCUUUACAGGAGUGUAACUCAACCAUUUUUGUAAAAUUAAUUCCCAUGUGGCUGCCAAUGAUUCAGUCCAAUCUAAAUCAUCUGUCUGCGGGUCUUCAACUGCGUCUACAAGCAAUUCAGAACCGAGUAAACCAUCAGUGUCUGCAGAGUCCCGGCUGUUCAUCGUUCUCUCUCACGCUGCGCAAGUGGCUUCAGUGCACUCAGUUUAAAAUGGCUCAAGUAGAAAUUCAGUCAUCUGAAGCGGCUUCUCAGUUCUACCCAAUGUGAGCGGUUCAGCAGCAAACUGUGUGUCUGUAUCUCAGCUGCUGGAGAAACUUAUACGGACUCACUGUUUGAGCAAACAAAUCUCGGAUCUUUUCAAAUAACCUCACUACCUAGAAAGUUAACAAACUAUAAUGGAGUAUAGUAGUGUACUGCCCUACAAAGACAAAUCACCUUAACUACUUUUACCACACUCUAGUCAGUUAACGACUUUAACUCUGUGUGUGUGUGUGUGUGUGUGUGUGUGUGUGUGUGUGCGUGCGUGCGUGUCUGGGUGCGGGUGAGUCUGCGUGCGUGCGUGUGUGUGUGUGCGGGUAAGUGUGUGUGUGCGCGUGUGUGUGCAUAUGCACGCGUGUGUGUGCGGGUGAGCGUGCGUGCGUGCAUGUGUGUGUGUGCGCGUGAGUGUGCAUGUACGUGUGUGUUACUAGAAGUGUAUUUGAUGUGCAUAUUGUAUCAAACCUAACUAUAGAGAUAAAAUAAUGUUAGCUUCCUGUUGAUUUCCAGGAGGAAACGUUUUUCUUUUGCAUAAUCAAUAGAUACAGAGGCUAAAUAUUUAUGGGGAUUUUUCAAGUUCUGUCUGUUUUGUUGUUGUUGUUGUUGUUGUUUAAAUGCUUAAAACUGUUUAAGUGAUAAAUGAGCAUCUCUUCGUCUUGAAAUGCUUGGAGCUGCAUCUGUCCAUUCUGCUGUGUGUGCACUAUUUUAAUAAACAAUGUAAAGGCUGAGAAGCUUUUGUCCACAGAUCUGCAGACCUCCACAAACAGUAGAAGAAAAAAACAAAACUAUUACAGUACUUGGAUAAAUGCUUUUUAUGUCUAAUGAAACAUUAUUUGUUUUUGACUUCCCUGCUGUUUCUCAGCAGGGCUGUGGUUUGAAGUUCUGCAGAAGUAAUAAUGCAGCUCCUCUCUUUCAAACGCUCGGUUGUGGGUCAAGCUGACCCAGUCUGCGGUGACUGCUCACUCACAGCAUAUAUCAGAAAUGUCCCAUCCCUUAGCUUCAGCUUCUCAGGUAUGAACAGUUACAAGUAUGUCAGUUAUUCGUGAUCAUUUCGAGAAUGUGUCAGACCAUGGUAAUUGACCAGAACCACUUUUGCAAGGUUGAACAGGACGUUUCACAGUGGUGUGUUUCAUUUCUGUAAUAUACAUUUUAUAGAUAUGAUGUAAAACUAAUAAAAAAUGCAUAAUAGCAUUUACAGUGGAUGAUAAAGUCUUUGAAAGACUAUUAUGGCAUAGGGCAGAUAAAUACAGAAUGAAAUGAACUGUUAUCUUCUCAUAAAUAAAAUAUUAAUAAUUGAUAAAUAAAUAUUUCUUUUUAACUUUGCAAUUACACAGAAUACG
Paramisgurnus dabryanus is the source of this 9794-nucleotide messenger RNA. It is a transcript of the gene unc79, whose product is annotated as unc-79 homolog, NALCN channel complex subunit. The record is from RefSeq and is a predicted model, not a curated record. Gene Ontology annotation, molecular function: protein binding. Lineage: Eukaryota; Metazoa; Chordata; Actinopteri; Cypriniformes; Cobitidae.